This is a messenger RNA of Linum tenue, 3384 nucleotides long. Lineage: Eukaryota; Viridiplantae; Streptophyta; Magnoliopsida; Malpighiales; Linaceae. The record is from the annotation of a GenBank genome assembly.
GGCAAGUCAAGGAUUGAUAAAAUCAUCUCGAAUUGGAUUACAUAAUACUGGAAAGUGUUUAGAAAGUUGAUCUCUAAAGUAAAGUAAAUACACGUGUAGUCUCUUGUCUACACAAUCCAGCCAUUGGAAGAGAGAAAAGAAAAGGGGAGGCCAAAUGAGUAAAAGGAAGAAAGUGAGAAAUGACUUGGGAGUUAAAUAGGAUUGUGACAUAGCAACCAAAUAGGAGUAAUGAUGCCUGAGGAAUCCCAGACUGCAAGCAAUGCCCCUUUCCCACGGUUGGCAUAUCUGUCACCUGCAAAACUUCAUUUCCCUCCUUCCUUUUCCAUUGCUUCUGCCUCAAUUCUGCAUCUCUUCCUUCCUCUCCAUAACUUCACACCAUUCUUUGGUCUCUGGGGCUCUGCUCCAAUUGAAAGCUUCACAUUUUGCUUGAGGACUGGCAGACUCUAAUAGGAAUCCCUUCUUCCGGGUAAUAUUGGGCAUUUGGGUAUCCUCAUCCCACCAAAAAUGGCGGUAGGAAUCUGAACAAGCACAAACAGCAUACCUGGGAGGGAGAGAUGGAGGGAAGGAGCAAAGAAGACGAGUAUGACGUGGCGGAGCAGAUAGGGAGGGGGAGAUUUGGAGCAGCGUUCCUCGUCGUUAACAAGCCGGAAAACAGGAGGUACGUGAUGAAGAAGAUCAAGCUGGCGAGACAGACUGAGAGGUUCAAGCAGACGGCGGUCCAGGAGAUGAACUUGAUUGCCGAGCUGAACCACCCGUACAUUGUCGAGUACAAGGACUCCUGGGUCGGGAAGGAAUGCGUGUGUAUUGUGACAAAUUACUGUGAGGGUGGAGACAUGGAUCAGAUGAUAAGGAGAGCCAGAGGCACUUACUUCAGUGAAGAGAUGCUCUGCAAGUGGCUGACUCAACUUCUGCUAGCAUUGGACUAUCUCCACUCCAAUCGUGUUCUUCACAGAGACUUGAAAGUAGGCUUCUGAAUCCUUCUAUAAAGGCUGUAUAUUAUAAUUAAGAUGAUUCUCAAAUUUAGUUGUCUGCAAAUGUAUCACAUCAAUGUUUACUGCGUGUUUAGGUGACUUUGGACUGGCGAAAUUGCUUGGCAAAGAUGACCUUGCCUCCACAGUGGUAGGAACUCCAAAAUACAUGUGUCCAGAGCUUCUUGCAGAUAUACCCUACGGCUACAAAUCAGAUAUCUGGUCACUAGGCUGCAGUAUGUUUGAGAUAGCAGCACAUCAACCUCCAUUCAGAGCUCCUGUAAGUUGAGCACUAGUUUCUCAACUAAUGACGAACUCCUACAACAGCUCUCAAAAUGCUUUCAUGAACUUGUAACAGGAUAUGGCGGGACUAAUUCACAAGAUAAACCGUGGCUCCAUUUCUCCACUACCACCUUCAUACUCAUCUACACUGAAACAACUGAUCAAAUUUAUGCUAAGGAAGAGCCCAGAGCACCGGCCUACGGCGGCCGAGUUGUUGCGACACCCGCACUUGCAGCCAUAUGUUGCUCAAUGCCAAAACCCAUCUCCUGUCUUUCUCCCAGUAAAGUCUGAGCAUGGCACCACCAAGGAUAAUAGUAAUAAACCAAAGGCUGCUGCUAGACCACCACCAUGUAAUAAUAACAGCAAGCAAGCUUUCCAGCAGAAACACAUUGAAUAUGUCUGCAAGAAGGUCUCUGAUCUGAUGAAGAACUACAAGCCAACAUUCGAAGAUACCAAACCAAAAGACUGCAUUAAGAAUAUAACAGCACCUCCAACUGACAGGAUGACAGACAAAGCUUCUCCAGCAGCUGCAACACAUACAAGAAAAGAGAGCACUCAAGAAUCACACACCAACUCCAGCGAUGCUCCAUCCCGACAAAGCAGCUCGGCAAGCUUAAUGCAGAGAGAAGAGUUCAGGACUGAAUGGGAUGAUGCCCAGAGCACCCAAAGAGCUGAAGCACUAGAAUCAUUGUUAGAGAUCUGUGCAAGCCUGCUCAGACGUGAACGGUUCGAGGAACUAGAAGGUGUGCUGAAACCCUUUGGCGAAGAAGCUGUGUCGUCCAGAGAAACAGCAAUUUGGCUAACAAAAAGUCUCAUGAAAGUACAUAAGAAAAGAAAUGGGAAAACUUGAUUUACAUCCGGAGCAAAGUAGUGGACUUUUAUUGACAUCAAAGUCAUCCAUUCAUUGUCUUUCCUUCUAUUUAUCUAAAUUCAAUCACAACAGUUUUCCAAUGGAAUCAUAGUCAAUUUCUCAUCACAAAAUUGAAGUAUCAAUGCUCAAAUCAACUUGCAGUAACAAGACAACAAUUGAAGUAAACUAUGGCUAUGGAGCUGCUCCAUAAGAAUCAUUAAGUAUUCCCUCUUUUAUGUAUCUAACCUACAUCAACAAAAAUUCAACUCAUGUGGCUUGAUUAAUGGAGCUCUCCCAUCGAGGAUAAUCUAUAGUCAAUGAAUCAGAAUUUGGAAAGACAAACCCAAUUCGUCACUUCUUCUCAUCUGCCACUGCUAGUGCUGCUGCUGCUGCUCCUUCUUCUUUAUCUUCUUCCAGCUUCUUUUUGUUCUUCUCAAUCGCAGCAGCAACCUCCCCAGGCAUGUACUUCUCGUCGUGCUUGGCCAAAACCUCCGUCGCCGAGAAGUAAACAUCUAUACCCCUGGCCUUCUCUGAAACACUCUUGCCUCCCGUUUCCUUCCUCAACUCCUCCGUAAUCGGCCGUACGAAUCCUUCCACCACCACCGAAUGCCCCUCCCUGAACAAAUCCGGCAAAGCCCCUUUAUACCUCACCAGAAUAUCCGUAAUCAAAUCAGUGACCACGAACUCCAUCUCCGGCGACGACGCCGGCUGGACCACGCUGCCUUCCAGUACCAAUCCUCCCAAUCUGAACUUCGUCUUCUUCGGAUUCGCCUUGUUCUGCUCCAUCGCGUCGGUGGGAGUCACGUAGAACACCAUCUGGUCCUGGAAAUUGUUCAGGACGAUGACGAUGAACCCGGCCACGCAGCUGAACGCGAUCGCGUAGGUCCACAGCCGCCUGGUCUGCAUCUGGCGAGCUCGGGCUCCGAUGUCCACGGUCUUCGGACGCGCCGGGUGGCGGCGCGCCGUGGAGAAGAGCCGUAGACCUGAGAUCGAGGCGGAGUCGCCGUACGCCGCGCGGAGAUCUGAAAUUGGGGACAGAAUCAACCGCUCCGAUCUGGCGGCGGAGGCGAUCUGGCGAGUGGAGGAGAAGAAGAUGCUGGUGCAGGAGCCGGAAGCGGCGGUAGUUUUCGUGGAGCGGAGGAGCUGCGAUCUCAGUCGGAGGAGGACGGGGCGAGAGGCCAUCUUGCGACGGCAGUGGCGGCGGCGGCGAUUUCGAUUUGGUUGUGCGAAGAAAAUCGUUUCUAAAGGCGGGGGGGUUUUGCGGGGUUUAUUCCAUUAACGGCG